This is a messenger RNA of Entelurus aequoreus (snake pipefish), 546 nucleotides long. RefSeq names its product interferon induced transmembrane protein 1 (gene ifitm1). Gene Ontology annotation, cellular component: plasma membrane. The transcript has 2 exons. The record is from RefSeq and is a predicted model, not a curated record. Lineage: Eukaryota; Metazoa; Chordata; Actinopteri; Syngnathiformes; Syngnathidae. The coding region runs from base 28 to 384 and encodes 118 amino acids.
GUCAGAGCAACACUUGAUGUUUUAACGAUGAACCAACCACUUUACGCAACCCAGAUGCAGCCUAUCAACCCCACCGUGGUCCAGUACACCACGGUGGAAAUUGGCAGGGAGAAGCCACGCGACUACAUCUUGUACUCGCUCAUCAGCUUUAUCUACUUGGGAAAUCCAUGCUGUUUGGGAUUGGCGGCCAUGUUCUACUCCAUCAGGGCCCGAGACCGGAAGGUAGCCGGAGACAUUGAGGGAACCAAAGCUAACGGCACCACAGCCCUGCACUUCAACAUAGCGGCCACCGUUCUCUUCUGCCUCCUUGUCUUGGUUUUCAUCAUCACGAUGUCUGUCUUCUUACACAAUGUAUUCCAUUACCGGUACUUUAGACGGCUUUGAAAUGACUUUGACUAUUGAAAGCAAGAAUAUUGAAGACAUCCACCUAGCCUGGUUCUUUCCUGCUUUGCUUGAAAAAAAAAACCCAUCAAGCUAACUCGAUGCUAAUUGUGAACGCCAACUGCCAGAUUUGUGUAUUCAAAUAAAUAGUCCUGUUGCGCUCGA